GUGCGGUCAAGCAAGCGCCUGCCACCGCCGAUGCCAGCAGCGCAACAUCGCCCAAUUCCACCCCCUCACUCGGACUCAUGCGGUCUCCUCCCCUUACUUUGACCGUUGCGUUGCGAGAAUAAAUGUCUUUGUUUGAUCAUGCAGAUGACGAUACGGAGCCGUCGUUCGCAUUACCGAAUAUCGGCUCGGAGGCGGUGCCCUCGGCUAAGGAGAGCGUCGCCGAGCAGAUUCGCGAUAUAAUCGAGGCGCUCAAGGAGAUUCGGUCUCAGCUUGCCGAUCAGAACAAAUACCUGGAUGUUCUUGCUGAAAAGUAUAUCAAGCCGGCCACCCCGCAGCUGCCGCGUAUCGUUUACAUUGAUGAUGAGGAGUGGAUCGACCGAUUACAGCCACUCCAAGAGGAGUGGCAUCGCUCAUUGAUACCAGACGAAGAGCGGAUGGAGUUCCUCAAAGAUCGAUUCAUUGAGCAGCUUCGUGAACCAGAGGGGCUUGAUGCGCUGCUAGAAAUUUCUGUUCCUUUAUCCACAGACCGCGCUCGAGACCCUGCCAGUCAAGGCUCGCUCGAGACUCUGGCUGCAGCAUGGCCAGUCUACCAGGAGCCACCGCCGGAAAUUGGCUUGAGAAUCAUGUUUGAGAAUAAUGAUGCUUGGGCUGACUUUGACACCUUCUUUGCCUGUUGCCUGCGCCAGCACCGCCAGAGUGACCACGAUUCAGUUCACCUACAGCACCCUUUCCUCCGCUCUGUUGAGAUGCACGAGUUUGGGUACGAUAACGAGGCUUCCACUGUGGUUGGUUCAUAUUCCGUCUUGCAAAGCGACAACUCCUUGGUGAGGAAACAGGAAUGCUGGGAUCUGCCAACCCCCUCCCUUCGACGACCUUGGAGCGGAAGAAUCUGUGGCCGUAUCAUAAUAAUCGAUCUCUAUCGACUCCGCUUCAUUCCGGUGCAAACCGUGGCAUUUGUUUUGUGGCAGCUUGAUAGCUUUGGUGCUCAACAUCGAUUGUAUUAUAACAUGCAACCCGGACAACUGUGUCUCUCAGCAUUCAUGUCAUCAUGGGAGAGACAGGAGUCGCCAAGAUGUUUUGUUCUCCCUGAGGUCGCGGUGCUGUGUCUCUGUUUCCAGGUGCGCUGGAUGAAGUCUGGCACAUGCGAUCUCUCCGACAACCGGAUUACACACGGAGUAUUCCUCGAGCGAGAUAAAGGAGACAUCCCAAGUGCACAAGGCACUGGGUCUCGUGACAUGAACAUUCGCGAGGACCGUCUGGGCUUUGCAAUGAUCACAACAGUCGACAGGCCCCUGCCACUUUACACGCUGAUAAACUUGACGGGCGAUGUGACGUUUCAAUACCUAAAGACGCCUCGCGACUGUCUGGAUCGCAUUAUCCAGAGUAGGCCUGCGCGGUCUUACCUCACUGACAACCUCACAGGACUGGGCAUGUUCCUCAUCUUCCUCUCUUCAACAUUAGCCUGGCUUGCCGGCGAUUGGGUGCGCUUUCUAGAUGAGGUCGAUCGAACAGUGCAUACUAGCCUUGCCCAGAUGACCCGCGAGAAACGCCAGGCCCUAAUGUUCGAUGACGAUUUUUCAAAGUCGGAUCAGUAUUUUGCCGUCCUGCAGACACUGCACAUGUGCACUGACUGGAUCACGGGGACCCUUCGAGACUUCAGAGAGCUGUGCCAGAGACUCGAACCGGUCUUCGAACAUGCGCCGGACCAUGUCCGCGUGGAUAAAGAAGCUCUAGCUGCACUGUGUGAUGCUGUCGUUGCUGACAGCGAGCUCCAUCUCCAGCCAUUGCUGGAUCGCAUUGAGCGAAAAGUCGAAGAAGUCAAGGGUCUUCGAGACGGGCUGUUCAACGCGACCUCCGUCAAAGAAGCCUCAAAGGGAACGCGUCUGGCCGAAAACAGUCGUCGACAGAACCGAUACGUCCUCGUCUUUACCGUCGCCACUGUGUUUUUCCUGCCGAUGGGCUUCGUGACUUCGUUCUUUGGAAUGCACCUAUUCGACCCUGACAACGACGACCCUUCUUCCUCCCAGAUACCCUUCAUCAUUACCUUUGUCGUCCUAUCCAUCGCUACAUAUGUCAUUGCAACAGGGGCACUGUUUGCUGUUCGAGAGGACCAAUGGGUCAAAACGACCCUCGCGUCUUGGAAGUUGGUGGCAGCCUCGCUGGGUUUUCAGGCGCCCUCAGGGUCAAAGAUCCUUGACAUACUGAACAGGAAGAAGGCCACGAACGAGGCGAGCGUAUAAGGUCCAGCUGCGGACUAUGGCUCGGACCUCCAGCGGCUUCAAGCUUUUCGCCGCUUUUAUGACCAUCUACGAUACGAUGUACGACUCACGACUCACGGCUAGAUGAGACGAGACUUACGAUCUUUGUACAUAUUUCCUAUGUUUGCAACGUGUGUGUACUCUACCGAAAGAAAAUGCAGAGGACAAAACAAGCCGUAUCACACAGACCAGCAGCCGCGUUUGAGAUAUCUUAUUUGGGUCAAUUGCCCAACCCCUGGGACUCACGCAGAUGGCUGCUCGUGUCUAUGUAUGUAUAGUGCCA
This is a messenger RNA of Aspergillus calidoustus, 2541 nucleotides long. The record is from the annotation of a GenBank genome assembly. Lineage: Eukaryota; Fungi; Ascomycota; Eurotiomycetes; Eurotiales; Aspergillaceae.